Amphimedon queenslandica is the source of this 6985-nucleotide messenger RNA. RefSeq names its product myotubularin-related protein 5-like. Gene Ontology annotation, cellular component: cytoplasm; membrane. Gene Ontology annotation, molecular function: guanyl-nucleotide exchange factor activity. Bases 100 to 6810 code for a protein of 2236 amino acids. The record is from RefSeq and is a predicted model, not a curated record. The transcript is spliced from 38 exons. Lineage: Eukaryota; Metazoa; Porifera; Demospongiae; Haplosclerida; Niphatidae.
UAAUUAACUGAUUUGUGGAGGAGGAGCUGAUGAAAAUAGAGUAAAGUUAGUUUAAGGUCUUCCCCUCUUCUUCUCCCUUUCUCUCUCCUUUUCGCUGACAUGUCCCAGCGACUGGUGGAGUAUCUGGUCAUAGUCGGCCCUGGAGAGGUCAUCUCCACUCCAGAGAUACCCUCGCAGAAUGUGCUGGAUGAUAUGGUUACUAAAGUCGACGUGAAGCCUAGAGUAUGCCAGAGAUUUCCAACAGAGAACAGAGCAAGUGGAUCUCUACCUGCUGGCAUUGAAUUGUUUUGUCGUUCGCAAGGAUGGUGUCUAACCAGCCACCCUCCUCCUCCCUCCUUCAAUAACUUUAUCCUCACGAGCGAACUCGGGAGCCAUUUUUAUUGCUGCUCUCUCAAUUUCCAUCAGCCGAGCCUCAAGAUGGCUGCCAGACGGAAGCAAAGAGAACAGCAGGAGAGAGGAAGCUCAUUAAGGAGAAAUACUGGUGAAUCCUCACAGUUUAGUGACAGGAGACGGAAAGCGUUCAAAAAGAAAGAAGAAGAGAACGGGCACGACUCCUCAACCAUAAGCAUGUCCUCCAUUACUAUUAGCAUAGACGAAGAGAAUGAGCCUCACUAUACUCUUGGAGGGAUAAUAGAAGCAGAGGAACUAUCAGAACCACUCUCAUUAUGUCUAGUAGCUAAAUAUCCAAUUUAUGACGCAUUACAGGUUCUAUUAAAAAGUAUAUACAUUCACCAUGUGAUGGGCGACACACUAGACAAGUUUUCAUCUUCACAGCUUCCUGUCUCUCCUCACUCUACUACAAUGGAGGAGCUAAUAUCCGAAUUACUCAUUGACCUUCGGUUCCCUUUGCCAGGGAAACCACUCGUGAAGCGUAGCUUUGGUCCACUCAAGGAACUAACUUUAGUGCCAUUGAAUAUAAUGGAGACAAUACCGUAUACUUCAGAUAAUACUUAUAGACUGUUGAAAGCUAUUGGUGUCCAUGGCCUGUUACAGUUAUUUUCAUUGAUCUUGGUUGAUGGGAAGUUGCUGUUUAUUUCUUCUAGUAUCACUGCCAUCACUUCAGCCAUUAUCAGUGUUGUGUCAUUGAUGUAUCCAAUUGGGAUUGAUCAUUUCUCUUGUCUCCUGAUUCCAAGUGGUUUUGUUGAAUACCUUCACUGCAUUACCCCAUUCUUAAUGGGACUUCAUCGCUCAUUACUAGUAGAACUGGAUGAAGAGCCACUAGAUGUCACACUAGUUGAUCUUGACAGUGGGGAGAUUAGGUUUGGCGAAACGGUUGAGCUACCUAUUAUACCUUCAGAUCUGCUCACUCCAGUCAAAACUGCUCUCAUUAAAAUUGUUGAUCCUUCAUGGGAGCAUAAGGAUCUAUUAAUAGCUCCUGUCAAUAAGCCGAGAAGCAUCUAUUAUCAGGAUAAAGCUGUGCGGUCUGUUUUCAUAAACGUGUUCCUGUAUCUACUUGGCACUUACCAGCAUCAUGUGACGGUUGUUAGAUUUCAUCCUGAGCCAAAGUUUCAUUUUGACAAGGAGAGCUACAUUGCCCAGUUCUGUAGUGGGGAUGAUAGUGAUGUCUGGAAGGCAUUCAUUAAUACAGUAACGGAGACAAUUGGUUUUAUUAAUUUCACUCGAAAUAUGAGAGUUCUUCCUUAUAGACUUUGUGACUUGUUUGAUGAUCUUGUGAAGGAUUUCAUGUCUCAGACUUCUCCUAUCUCAAUAUCUUCUCUCUUCAGUCAGUCGGCCAUUAGUGACCUCACAGACAAACUGACCAAACUGUGUCCCCCUACUGUUCAGUUUGGUGGCGUGUUUAAAUCAGAGACCAAGUCCCUCCCACUUGAGAAUAACAUACCAAUCAAGAGGUUUCCAUAUCUUGACGAGGAGAGCAUUACCAAGCAGUGCGCUGAUCUUGAGUUGAGGUGGAAAGGAGCUGAAGAAGCUAAAAUGGAGGAUGCAAUGAGUAAUGUCCCUUUGACUGAGCAGGAUUUCAUUCCAAUGCUCUCAACUCACAGGCGAGUCUCUAACUCCCUAAUGAGAGACGUUGAGCUACUCCACAAGUUUCUUGAUGCUCUCUUCAGCUCUCGGAUCCUCGAGGCUCGGAAAUACUUUCCCUCCGUUACCAUGUCCCUUCGUCAGAGAGUGACCACGCCUAUUUUUAUUCCGGAGCUCGUGAAUAAGUUGAUGAGGAACGGGGCCUACCUCUCACCGGAUCAGUUUGAGGUGAUGGUCCGUUUGGUUAAUUGUGCACUUGUUGAUGAGAAGAUAGCAAUGCAGAUACUACCAUUGACAUCUGUCUUUUAUCAGGAGAUACAACCAGGAGUCAAUCAGUAUCUGUACUCCUGCAUACAGUCACACAGACUCUGGCAGAGCACGAGGUUUUGGUGUCAUUCAUUGUACAGUGCAAUACAAGCUGAACUGGUCAGGCUCUACGCUGACGUACCUUUCAAGAAAGAAAAACCAAAGUCUAUUGAAGAGGAAGAUGAAGACCUUGAUGUAUCUGGUGAGAGAGAAGAUGAGUUUGAUAAUGUAGAGAUGUCACUAGGUGAGGUGACCCUUAGACACCGGCAGAGGGUGAGGAGUGUGUCUCCUUCUCGUGCCCGUAACACAGCAAGGAACGUAGUCAUGAGCAAGAGUGCAAGGAUGAGGAUAAGAGCAUGUACUACUCUACCAGGUGCUUCUGAGGGUGUCCUCCCGCCUGAUUCUAAACCAGUUACUUCUUAUGAGGCACUCCAUCAUCUGGCUAAGAGGUUGUGUGUUUGGCCUUCAUUGGAUAACAGUGAGAAAGAGAACUUUUCACUACAAGAAGAGAAUGCUAUAAGGAAUCAAGUUAUAUUAUUCAUCAGUCGUCUCAUUAACAUCAGAACUCCUGUUGAUUUUAUGGGAGGUGAGGCUGAGAUGAAGCAGUUUUCUGAUGAUCUGAAGAAGUUCAUUGACAAAUUUAUGUCAGAGGUAGACACUGACCUUCACUUGACAUACAGGAAGCAAUCAACCAUAAUGGACCAAGUGGAGCCUCUCAUUGAAGUACAUUUUAAUUCGCUGGAGAGUCUAAGAAGUGCCUUAAAGAAAUCAUCAACUGCAAAGACGAGGGUGGCUCCCCUACCCAAGCUGUCAGGGGAGAGGAUGAUAAUAGAGGGUAUUCGUUCGUUCUUGCUACGUGACGGCAGAGACACCGGAGGACGUCUUGUACCAGCUCACGGUCACGUGUACCUUACUAGCUAUCGCAUUGUGUUCCUGGGGUCUCCCUGGGACCCUGAAGUUGAUCCUAAUGUACUAGUAACUAGAAGCAUGCCUAUAUCAUCAAUAUAUCGAAUGAAGGAGCUCUCACACAUUCCGUCAGGGCUCAGUGAAGGAUAUGUCACUUUACAAGGACUUCAGCUAAGAUCACUAACAGGAGAAUUGAUAAGAUUAGGUUUUGAAGAGGACUCAAGUCUUGCUGAUGUCAAAAAACUCCUCUCGAAGCUAAACGAGUUACGAUACCCUCUAUCAAUAACCAUAGGGGUACACGAUCAGAGCAAGUUCCAAGUUGUUCCCGAGAGUGGCCCAGAGCUAAAGGAGACUCAGAAACAAAGAGGGAGGACAAGAGUCUCCUCACAAGAAUUAGAAUUAAGCAUCACAAAGCAAGGCGUGGCCCCGACACAGAUCAAGUUACUCUCUGAUCUGUCCCAGUCCCCUUACUGUAUCGAGUAUGAUAGACUGGGUCUGGGGAGUUUGAAUUUUAGUGUGUCUAAGAGCAGGGGGCAGUGGAGAUUGAGUACUAUUAAUAAAUCAUUCACUUUGUGUGAAACUUAUCCAGCUGUUUGGGUUGUUCCUGAUAAAUUCAGCGAUGAGUCCAUUACAAGGAUACUCCCUCACUUCCAGCAGGGGCGGGUCCCCAUAGUAACCUGGAAACACCCCCGUACCAAAGCAAUCCUCCUUCGCUCCGCCUCCUUUAAGAACCCUGUGUCACAGGGGAAGAGCCGGAGAGUCAUUCUUACUAAACAUGGCAGCUCUGAGAAGAUAUCAGACUCUGACCUGUUAGGCAUUCAAAGUGCAGAUAUUGAGUCCUUUAUUAAUGUCACUGUCAGCUCCUGUCCUAAAGUAUUGGAUAGAGGGGAAGGUGAAGAUGUUACCUACUGGUCCGGCAGUUUCUCACACGACGUCUCUAUGCCUCCAACUAGCCUGAGGUUUGAUCACGAGUCCGACCCGUCCACCUCUUCUUUACUACUGGCAGCAUUACCCCCACAGUCACCUCAGUCACCCUCCCCACACUCACCUGUACCACAAUCACCUCACUCCCCAGUGCCUAAGAGAAGAAUGAGCACCAGUAGUAAUAACUUUGAGCCGCCCACAGGAGGAGGAGGGGGAGGGAGAGAGGGUCGGUAUAGGAACUCACUCUAUGCCUCUUUGGAUAGUUCUGAUCCGUCUCAAAUCUUAGACUGGGAGAGUGGCAGCUUCCGGUAUAGUGUUUCAUAUCACGAAGAUGGAGCUGACUCAGGACAGCCUCUUACUCUCUCAUCUGUAAGGAAUCAAUCUGACGAACCAGUUUCCCUAAUGCCACUGACCAGUAUACCAUCACUGUAUCGGGACAGUGUUGAAGAGGAGGAGCUUUACAGAGGAGAUAGGGAGGGAGGGAGUGAUGAUGUAAGUAUACCAUUUGACUCACCUGAUCUUGGAGGAGGGGAUGAGCUAAUGGAGACUGAUGAGCUCUAUCCUCUGCCUUCCUUUAGAGAAGGAUCAGGUGGGAAGGGCAGCAAGAAACUAAAGAGAAGGAGUGCUCUUGUUAACUUUGCUUCAAUACCCACUAACCCACGGGAUUGGGUCGUUAUGGAUGCACUCCAGGAAGAGAUUAAAGACUGGAAACUAUUGGGACUCUAUGUAAUAGGAGAGAAGAGCUCACUUGUUAAUGUACCUACUGAUAUAUAUCCCAACUGUACACUCCUGCCUGUAGAGAUAUCAAGUCAUGUUGAUAUUGGUAAUAGUUUCACUAAGCUGAUGCGUGCCUGCUGCCCCAGUGGCGCCUCUUCCUCUACCACGCAUCAGAGCAAGUUCUAUUCACUAGUUGAGGACAGCGACUGGAUAAACCAAUUGAGUUCAUUACUUCAGUUAUCUGGAGCUGUUGCUGAUCUUAUGGACGCACAGGGUUCUUCUGUACUAGUUGGACUGGAGGAUGGUUGGGAUGCCACUGCACAAGUUGUAUCUCUUGCCCAGUUGCUGAUGGAUCCUUAUUACAGAACCAUGAAAGGUUUCUGUGCCCUCAUUGAGAAGGAAUGGCUGGCAUUGGGUCACCCAUUCACUGACAGGAGCUGUCAGAUUCAGAGCUCCAGUGGAGCCAUAUCUCCUGUAUUUCUGCAGUUCCUUGAUUGUGUCCAUCAGAUACAAAGGCAAUUCCCUCUCUCUUUUGAAUUUAAUGAUUUCUUUCUGAGAACGUUGGCAUAUCACUCCUUUUCCAAUCGUUUCCACACAUUCACAAUGAACUCUGAAAAGGAGAGAUGUGCCCAGAACUGGCUGCCAUACAGUAGCCCCGCCCAUCUACAAUGUAUGGUGAUUCAGGCUCAUCAGAGCCGUAAUGCCUCAUUCUGGGAGUAUAUUGAACAACUCUGGGGACUCUCAAUGAUGUUUUAUAACUUUCACUAUCAGCAGCCGAAAGAAGAGGAGGAAACUGAAAUGCUCCGCCCUCAUUCCUAUCAGGCUAAUCUUGAUAUAUGGGUGUUCUACACCGAGGACCUCAUAUCAAGGUUCCCUCCUUAUGAUAUUGAGUUGAUAUCUGAGGGUCACCUGACGUACAGUGACCUUCAUCAUGACGUGUUUGCUUGGGACAGCUCUUUGGUGGAGAUUGGGUUACCUAUUGACCCACCACCAGAAGUAUCUAAUGAAAUAACAGACCUACUCAAACAAUGUACAGGUUUAUGGAAUACAAUUGCUAAAGCCACUGGUUCGGAUUUAGUCACGUGGCAUGAGAUGUGGAAUGGAAUUUUAGAUCUACAUGCCCAAGAGGAAGAAGAGAGAAAGAAUAACUUUGAAUCACUCCAAAAUGCUGUGACAUCACGUUUCAAUGUGGAGGCCUCAUAUUUUAACCCCGAAGGAACACUCACUCAUAUGGAAGGGACUCUGACUCAUAACGACAAAGUCAAGAACCAAACAAUGCAUAAGAGAACCUCACUUGCCGUUUUAGUUAAAGGUAAACUGUCGAUGGAGCUGGAGAAGAAGUACAAUGAGCCCCAUAGUUUCCAAUCCUUUAAAGUUGGCUCUACACAGUACGAGUGCUCAUACUGUCACCACAUCAUCAGAGAUAAAGACGCAUUCAAGUGUAAGAAUUGUUCCGGUACAUGUCACAAUUACUGCAAGCGACACAUGCCCUCGAAUUGCGGGACCCUCAGUCUCAUUGGCGGAGGGAGACAACAGCUGACCACACCUAUUCCUGAUACACAUAUUCGUGCAAGAUCAAGUACAAUAGGCAGCAUGAAGGAGAAGAUUAUCGGUAGACAGAAGGUAGACGGACAGAUUGAACUUGAGGGAUUCUUGUUUAAAAAAGGAGGCGUGGUCAAGAACUGGAAAGAAAGAUACUUUGUGCUCAACCUUGAGAAGGGAAAUUUGGCAUAUUAUGAGAGCGAUAAGAGAGGAGCUAAACUCUGUGGUACUAUAGCACUUGAGGCAAUCAGUAAAGUUGAAGAAUGUGACCCUAUUGUUGUACCUUCGACUAUUCUUAAGUCUGGUCAAGUUGGUUAUUUUUUUAAGCUUACCACUAACAGGAGAGUGUUCACAUUAAUGACUUUUAGAACUUCAACUAGAUCACAGUGGAUCAGAAAGUUGACUGACUCUUCGAAAAGAUUUUCCAAAAAAUAGAAUAAAUAUUUUAAUCUAUAAUAGUUGCUAUUAUUAUUAUUAUUCAGUCUCUGUCUUGAAAAUGCAGAAGUAUUGAUCAUUAUUAUUACUAUUGAUUGUAAUUUUUUUGUCCCUGUACUAAUUUUGUGUUUUGUCAUCUGAUUAUAUUGACAUUGCAGUGCAGUAUCACUCAAAA